Messenger RNA from Verticillium nonalfalfae, 1491 nucleotides. RefSeq lists its product as uncharacterized. Gene Ontology annotation, molecular function: ubiquitin protein ligase activity; protein binding. NCBI's taxonomy places the organism in Eukaryota, Fungi, Ascomycota, Sordariomycetes, Glomerellales, Plectosphaerellaceae. The record is from RefSeq and is a predicted model, not a curated record. Gene Ontology annotation, biological process: protein ubiquitination; DNA repair; mRNA splicing, via spliceosome. Gene Ontology annotation, cellular component: U2-type catalytic step 1 spliceosome; Prp19 complex; cytoplasm. The transcript has 4 exons. Bases 1 to 1491 code for a protein of 496 amino acids.
AUGUUGUGUGGAAUCUCGGGAGAGACUCCCCAGGAGCCUGUCGCCUCGAGGAAGUCUGGCGCCGUGUUCGAGAAGCGCCUCAUCGAAAAGUACAUCACGGAGAAUGGCACCGAGCCCGGAACCGGCGAAGCCCUGACGACCGACGACCUCCUCCCCCUCUCCCAGUCGCACAUCGUCCGGCCACGACCCCCGACCCUGACAUCGAUCCCCGCCCUCCUCGCGACCUUCCAGAACGAGUGGGAUGCGCUGGCGCUCGAGACGUAUAACCUGAAGGAGCAGCUGGCCCGCACCCGUGAGGAGCUCGCGACGGCUCUGUACCAGCACGAUGCUGCGGUUCGCGUCAUCGCGCGGCUGACGAGGGAGAGGGACGAGGCGAGGGACGCUCUCUCGAGGGUUACUGUCACGGGUGGCGCCGCCAAUGGCGAUGCGAUGGCCGUCGACUCGGUCGAGACGCUUCCGGAGGAGGUUGCCGAGAGGGUGGCAGCGAAGCACCAAGAGCUCUCCAAGUCGCGCAAGAAGCGCCCCGUGCCCGAAGGCUGGGCGACGCCCGAGGAACUUGCGGCCUUCCAGACCACGGCCUCGACGACGCUGCCCGUCCCCCACACCUCUUCGCUCGCCCUCGAGGGCGACUAUGCUGCCAUCGCAGGACCCGAAGGCAAUGCCGCUAUCUACUCGAUCGACUCUGACAAGCUGGAGCGCCAUGUCCAGGUCGGCCAGCCAAUCACCGACACCGUCUGGACGGGCAGCAAGCUCAUCUUCUCGACGACGCAAGGCACCGUCAAGGUCUUUGAGAGCGGCAGCGAGAUCGCCUCGCUGGCCGAGAACGCCGGUGCUGUCACGGCCCUUGCGCUGCACCCUCUUGGCGACCUGCUCGCCUUCGUCGGUCAGGACAAGAGUAUUGUCUUCUACGACCUGUCGACCAUGUCGCGUGUUAGCCGCACCUACGGCGAUGCCGGUACGUUUGGCCAUCCCCUGGUCGUUACUGCUUCCGUACUGACAAGCCCCCCCCCAGCUCUCACAUGCUGCUCUUUCCACCCGGAUGGCCACAUUUUCGCCGCCGGCACGGCCACCGGCGAUCUCAAGCUCUUCAUGACGGCCACGCUCGACGUUGCGGCGUCCUUCUCCCUCGGCGCCCCCAUCCAGGCGCUUGCCUUUUCCGAGAACGGUUUCUGGGUCGCCGCGACGGCCAAGGGCCAGAGCUCUGUGACCAUCUUCGACCUGCGAAAGGAGGGCGAGGCGGCCAAGGCCAAGGUUCUCGAGACGGGCGGCUCGGUGCAGUCGCUCGCCUGGGACUACUCGGGCCAGUUCCUCGCCACAGCCGGCGCCAGCGGUAUCACGGUGCAGCAGUACACCAAGAGCUCCAAGUCGUGGUCGGAGCCGUUCCGCAGCUCCGUCACAGCCGUGGCCGUCCGGUGGGGUGACAAGGCGAGGCAGCUCGUCUCCGUCAACGGGGAGGGUGUCGUGUCCGUGUUUGGUGUCAAGGAGGGGUAA